Messenger RNA from Sphaeroforma arctica JP610, 1387 nucleotides. RefSeq lists its product as hypothetical. Gene Ontology annotation, molecular function: protein binding. The transcript is spliced from 7 exons. Lineage: Eukaryota; Ichthyosporea; Ichthyophonida. Bases 81 to 1241 code for a protein of 386 amino acids. The record is from RefSeq and is a predicted model, not a curated record.
AGGGUGACAGCACGAGAGCUUGUCGCGCUCUGACGCGGAAUGUGCAUGAUCACGGCGCUUACUCGCCCGAGGCCUGGGGAAUGGCAGCCACGUACAUACGGAGGUCACUGAAGUCUCAUCCUAGUCUACCCAUGGCCAUGUAUAAGAAUGCAUGGGAUGUGAUGAGAGUCUCCAGUUAUCCAGCGACCGAUGUGGCCGAGUUGCUCUCUGUGUACUCCAGUGCGCUCACACUGUCAGGCACCACUCCAGGGCCUCAGAGCAUACACGUGGCCCAUCGCAAAGCCCAGGCCGCCGUGUUCAGGGAUCCAACAUCGCUCAAUGCCUGGGCGGCGCUCGCAGGCGGUCUGUUGCACACAGCCCUGUCGAGUGCGUGUGUAGAUACGCUACGAGAGGACUCCAGUGUUCGACACGGCUACACAGUAAAGCUCAACCUGGCACUGCACUUGUGCGACUAUGUCCGCGUCCGCUCCAAAGACAUGGAGGCUGACCUCAUCGCCCGUUCUGCGAACGCACCGGCCGUACAAAUCCGCACACAGGCAGCCCAACUCAUCGCCACCACGCGAUGGGCCUCAUUGGCUAUGUGCGAGUGUCUCUUACUCCUCGGUGAGGCUGAGACGAGCCCAACAUCUCACACAGAGGACAAGGAUACACCAACGGAUGCGAAGGAACCCAACGCGUACCUUGAUAUGGCUAUGGGCCUGGCAGUCGAAAGUCUCAACGGCUACCAGGCAGAUGAUACCGGCCGCGUAGUGUGGCUGCAUUUGUUGGCGAGGCUGCAUGCGAUAAGGUGUAAAACUGGCGAUGUAGAACUCGCCAUACGGCACCUCCGAACAGCCAUAUCAGCCUCAGUCGAGCCCAGCGCGCUGUGGUUGUCGCUGGGUGAUCUCUUGAGUAGUGUAGGUAAAACACAGGGCUCGCGCCUGUGCAUGCAACAGGCUGCGGCCGCGGCUGAGAGUGUGGGCCUGGGUAGUACGAUGCAAUUGGUCUCCCUUAUUCGAUUGACGUGGUUGAAUCUCUUGACUGGGCAUACGACCGAAGCCGAAGAGAGUCUUCGUCAAGCCUCUGAUCUAGACGCACACGCCGUGCCACUGACGUUCUUCAAGGGCGUGUUGAGUGUGAUGAAAAAGGACAAUCGACAAGCCAGACGAGCUUUCACGAAACUAUUGAGCACAUCGGAGACACAGUCCGACUGGCACGGUUUAGCGAUUAGUCUCAAUGACAUGUACGGCAAACAGGCAUAAACAACAGCAAUCAUCAAUUACUUUGUAUACCUUUUUUAGUCCCACAGCCUGUGCCUGGGGGGAUGAUUUGUCCACUCUUUGUUAAUAUGCCAAUUGCUUUGCAUAUAAGGUAGCUUGUUUCAAACCUAUAAAGCAAUACACUGUUA